AGUAACGUAAAGCAGAAGGCGGUCAGAUGAGUCAAAGGACAUUACUCAGAGAAGUUUAGGAGAUUAUUUUAACGUUUGAUCAGUUUCAGCUGCAGAAAUUAACUUUAAUUGUAGUUUUCUUCGCUGAAGUUGGAUUAAAAGCUUAAAGCGGGAAACAGACGGAGGCGUCGGUCGGUUCAAAGCGGAAUAACAAGUUUUAAAAUCGACCACAAAGGAAUUUAACCGACGACACGAUGGAUUUUAUCAGCUGCAACUGAAAGUAUUCACAAAAUGUUUGAGAAAAGAGUCGCAGAGUUUGAAGUGGAGGAGGUCAGAGGGAAGAACGUGAAGGAACCGUUCUGCAGUCAGUAUCGCUGUGGUCCUCUGCUCGGCAGCGGUGGUUUUGGUUCAGUGUUUUCAGGCCAGAGGCUCUCAGAUGGACUGCAGGUUGCCAUCAAACAGAUUUCCAGUGACAGAGUUCAGCAGUGGGCCAGACUGCCCGGCGAGGUCGGCCCUGUUCCCAUGGAGAUCGCUCUGCUGCAGAGGCUGUCAGACGUCGGAGGUCACGGGGGCGCCAUCCGCAUGCUGGACUGGUUCGAGGUGGAGGGGCGGGGCUUCCUGCUGGUUCUGGAGCGACCGCCUCAGUGUCAGGACCUGUUUGACUUCAUCACAGAGAGAGGAGCGCUGCCCGAACGCCUCGCCCUCAGGUUCUUCCGUCAGAUUGUGGAGGCGCUGCGGUUCCUUCACGCCCACGGCGUCGUGCAUCGAGACAUCAAGGACGAGAACAUCGUGGUCGACACGAGGACGCUGGACGUCAAGAUUAUCGACUUCGGGUCAGGAGCUCCGCUUAAAGAGACGCCGUACAGCGAGUUCGAAGGUACUCGAGUCUACAGUCCUCCUGAGUGGAUCCUGUCUCAGUCCUAUGAUGCCGUCCCUCUCACCGUCUGGUCUCUGGGCGUCCUGCUCUUUGACAUGGUGUGCGGCGACAUCCCGUUCGAACGCGACCAGGAGAUCGUCAGGGCCACGCCCAUUUUCACCAGAAGGGUCUCUAAAGAAUGCCAGUCUCUGAUUCGCUGGUGCCUGUCCUACCGUCCAGAGGAGCGUCCAACUCUGGAGGAGAUCCUGUCUCACGCCUGGAUGGAGGGAGGAGACAGGGAGGAAGAGGAGGAGGAGGAGAGAGGAGACCUGCAGGAGGACUGCAGCUCUCUGCCCAGCCAGUCUCUGUGACUGCACAACCUGAACAUACAGGGACGGACAGGACCCUGAGUCCACGGGCCCCUGGGUGAAUAAACACAGACCCUGAGUAAACAUGUCGUCUUCUCUGUACGUCUCUCUGAUGGUGGACGUUUCUCUGAUGGUGGACGUCUCUCUGAUGGUGGACAUCUCUGACAGGACUGUGGCUGAUCUGAGACUGUUCCACUCUUGGCCAGCAGGGCGGCGACACAAACUAAAACCUCACACUGGAUUUUAAAGGAGCAGUUCAGAGUUUCCUUCAUGUUUUAAUCUGUUGACCUCACUUCCUGUGAAAUCAUGAUGAAGGUCAAAGUGUUCAGUUUGCUCAUCGAAGAGUUAAUGGGCUGAAACGUGGAGGAAACUUUGCUGUGAUCCGUCACAAACUAUAUUUAUUUAGAUUUUUGUUUCCUCGUCACACUGCAGUCAGCUGAUUACUUUUUUAAGUUAUAAUUUAUCUGUUGGUGAGCGCAGCAGAAACACUUCCUGUUGAGGUAUUUAUUUAGUAUUUAUGUUUUGUAUUGAAGAUAUAGACCUUUUUUUCUGCAUCAGAGAACACUGAACAAACUGCAGACACUCUUUAGUUGUUACCUCCGUCACAGAUGAUCCAGGUCACAGAGUAGAAACCAGCUGGUGUGUAUGAAGGGAUGAACAUCAGCUGAUCGCCUUUGAGUUUUUACACAGAACAAAUAAAAGAAACUUCAUGUUAUCACCUGA
Molecule: messenger RNA, 1926 nt
Organism: Epinephelus moara (kelp grouper)
Lineage: Eukaryota; Metazoa; Chordata; Actinopteri; Perciformes; Serranidae
Gene: pim2
Product: Pim-2 proto-oncogene, serine/threonine kinase
Exons: 7
Coding region: 271-1206 (311 amino acids)
Biological process (GO): negative regulation of apoptotic process; regulation of mitotic cell cycle; protein autophosphorylation
Cellular component (GO): cytoplasm
Molecular function (GO): protein serine/threonine kinase activity; ATP binding
Source: RefSeq, a predicted model, not a curated record